Molecule: messenger RNA, 1227 nt
Organism: Neoarthrinium moseri
Lineage: Eukaryota; Fungi; Ascomycota; Sordariomycetes; Amphisphaeriales; Apiosporaceae
Exons: 1
Coding region: 1-1227 (408 amino acids)
Biological process (GO): glucan catabolic process
Molecular function (GO): hydrolase activity, hydrolyzing O-glycosyl compounds
Source: RefSeq, a predicted model, not a curated record
AUGAAGCUGUCCAUCUCCUUGGCCGCGUCCUUAGUCUCCGGCGCGUAUGCCACCAUCUACUACGCUGGCGUUGCUGAGUCUGGCGGCGAGUUCGGAGUCUGGUCGCCAACAUCGACACCAGGCACUGGUCUCCCAGGCCGCUUUGGCGUUGACUAUUCCUUCAUCAGCGAAGCAGCUGUCGAUGUCUACGUGGACCAGAACCAUGUCAACCUCUUCCGCAUUGCCUUCCUGUUGGAGCGCAUGUGUCCCCUUGCCACCGGUCUUGGCGCGACCUUUAACGAGACACACUUUGGGUACUAUAAGCAGGCCGUCGACUAUGUGACCAAGACGAAAGGCGCCUACGCCAUCCUCGACCCGCACAACUACAUGCGCUACAACAACCCGAGCUCGCAGCCCUUCAGCGGGAGCGUCAUCGGCAACGCGUCGGACCCGACGGCGGCCACGACGGCGCAGUUCGGCGCCUUCUGGGGCGAGCUGGGCCGGCGCUUCGCCGACAACGAGCGCGUCAUCUUCGCGCUCAUGAACGAGCCGCACGACAUGGCCACGAGCCUCGUCCUGGCCAACAACCAGGCCGCCAUCGACGCCAUCCGCGCCGCCGGCGCCAAGAACCUCAUCAUCAUGCCCGGCAACAGUUGGACCGGCGGCCACGCCUGGACCGAGGGCAGCGACCCGAGCUCAGCCACCAUGAACAAGUUUGUGGACCCGGCCAAUAACACCGCCAUCGAUAUCCACGAGUACCUCGACUACGACUACAGCGGUGGGCACCUGGAGUGCGUCAGUGACCCGAAGACGAACCUGGACGCACUGACGGGCUGGUUGAAGGUUGGUUUUCUCUUUCCCUGUGACCCCUGUCAUCCCGAGGCGAGGCUAAGAUGCGUGCGUCGCCAACAGACAAACAAGCUCAAGGCCUUCAUCACCGAGUUCGGCGGCUCCAACUCGACCUCGUGCCAGAAGAUGGUCCCGGAGAUGCUCAACUACAUGGCCAAGAACCCGGAGUAUAUCGGCUGGACGGCGUGGGCCGCGGGCCCCUUCUGGGGCACCAACAGCCCGUGCUGCACCAACUCGACCCUGCUCGGCAGCCUGGAGCCCGGCAGCAAGGCCGGCGACGGCAGCCCCGGCCUGUACGAGACCGUCUGGCUCAAGCUCAUGCAGCCCCUCGUCCCCAAGCUGCUGCAGUGGAGCGGCCCGGCGAGCGUGUCGGGCGGUAAGCUCACUGCCAAGGCAUAG